Messenger RNA from Drosophila busckii, 4625 nucleotides. RefSeq lists its product as uncharacterized. Gene Ontology annotation, biological process: G protein-coupled receptor signaling pathway. Bases 338 to 4588 code for a protein of 1416 amino acids. Gene Ontology annotation, molecular function: G protein-coupled receptor activity. The record is from RefSeq and is a predicted model, not a curated record. The transcript is spliced from 14 exons. Lineage: Eukaryota; Metazoa; Arthropoda; Insecta; Diptera; Drosophilidae. Gene Ontology annotation, cellular component: membrane.
CUGAAGUUCUAGUGAGAGAAGCAAAGCAACGCAACUUCCUUCAACAUACUACAGACUAGGAAGGCGCCACGCAGCAAAUCGACAGGUAUUUUACACUGAAGCGGAUAUGAGCUCAAGCGCCGCGACGCGGGCGCCCCAAGCGCUCAGCCAGCCGCUGUCUGGUUUUGUGGGGGCGUCAGCACGGCGCUUUUGAAGUGUAACUAACAACAUUUUGUACUACCAACAAUUGAAAGCAAAAGGCAGCAAAGCAAACCGCAUAACAGGUUAACGGGCACUCCCCAGUCUGAACAGCAGGCACAAGAGCAGCUGCAAUUAGCAUUCAUCAAAAGUGGGCGCAAUGCAGCUUAGUGGGCAGUGUUUGUGGCUGCUGCUGCUGCAACUGCAACUGGUGCACGGCAAUGUUACAGCCAAUGCCGGCGAUAGCUACAACAUACGGCACGGACGCUCGAGGACACAUUUGCUGCACAAUAGCAAUGGGAAUAGCACGAGGCUGCUGCUGAUCAGUGAACCGCUGGCCACGCCCACGCCCACACAGCCAGCGGGCGGCGAGGCAGCCGUCACGCAUAAAAUACGCAAAUUGCACAAGAAGAAAAUCAACGAGAGCAUACGCAAGAGCGUCGACAAGAGUCUCGGUUUAGUGCAUGCGGCCAAAAAUCAUCGCAGUCUGGCCGAGGCGGAGCAUCUGCAGGGCCGUCCCACCGACGAUGAGAGUGUGGGCGAGACGGCGGCGCUGAGUGAAGUUAUGCAGCUGGCGGAUGAGAUUGAUUUGGAAAACUCAUUAGAGUCGGCAGCUUAUGCCAGCUCGGCCAAUGGGGCCGAGGGUAAGCAGCAGCUGGCAAUCGCAAUGCGUCAAUUUGUGCGUGAUGAUGGCAAUUAUGCGGAUAGCGAUGAGCUGUCAAGCACGCCAGUGGCCACAGUGGCAACCAGAACACGACUGUUGCCAGUCAGCAGCACAGCGGCAACCACAACUACAACAACAACAGCAGCAGCAGCCACACUAGAGCCAGAGGUUAACAACUCAGCUGCUGACGACGACGACAACGACAACGACGACGAUGAUGAUGAUGAUGAUGAUGAAGUGGUUGAUUUGGAUACUGAUACGGUUACUGAUGUCAACAGUGGCAGUGGCAACAGCACAGAUGCUGCUGCCGCUGCUGUUGUCUGGUCAGAGCAGCUGCAGGCCAUAACGAGUGCACAAGAGCGCGAUAGCUCCAGCAUGGAGCUCAAGCAAAUCAACUUGAACUUUGACAGCUUUCCCGAGCUGGAUGCUGCUGAAACGGCCACGGCCAUAGUCACCGAGUCAACGCAUCAGCAUGAGGAGGUUAACAUGCUGGACACCUCGGAGGUCACCAUGGACGAUGGCUAUCCGCCCGAGGUGCUAAUCGACGACAAUAGCAAACAGCUUGUCAUUGGCGAUGUCGAUGAGAGCGUCGCCGUCGAGUCGAAUCAGAUAACCGCCGAUGUGAUAAAUGCGCGCGAUAGCAAAAUUGACUUGGUAUCCAAGUUUCUGCAAUAUAUCGAGCAGCAGCAUCUGAUGGGCUCCAACUGUGUCGCUGGCACGUCGCUGAAUUUGGGCGAGGGCGUCGUCGACCGCUACGCACAGGAUCGAUUUCGUGUCGAGGCCGAGGUGGCUGUCAAUCGUGCCAAUAUGCUGACCAGAAUAUUCAAGACAACGUCGCGCUCCGCACAGGAGGAUGUCAACCUGCUGCACGCCUCGGUGCUGUCCAUGGUGGAGUUUGAUGAUGACAUAUUCGCUGCUGGGAAUUGCUUCGAUUGGAACGAGCAUCCAGCGCAGCCGGGACUGUUCUGCCCGUUUGCGUAUAGGCUGCCGCCUCCAAACUUGGGCGCCAUCUUUGCCAAGGAUCUGGCCAUGGAGUAUCAUUAUCUGGGCAAUACAUCCGAGUGGUUCUUUCUCGCGCGCAAGAAUGCCGAGAAGGUGAUAGCGCGCAACGAGCAGUACCUGAAAUCUUUUCAUCUGUAUUCAAAUCGCACCGAGGAGCGCAUCGAGGACGACACGCUGGCUGUGAAGUAUGAGGAUGGGCGCUGGUCGAAGCCGUAUUACGAUUGCGGCGGUGGCAAUAUCUGGAUGCUAACGUAUACGGUGCCAUUCUUUGGCUACGAGAAUGGCAGCUAUCAUUUCAAAGGCACAUCUGGCAUUGAUAUUGACUUGAGGCGCGUGGACAUCGAUCAGUGCCCGCAGCGUCCGACGCCCGGCACCAAGCGCCCGUUGAACAUCUUCGCCGGCACCGACAAGUGCAAACAGCGCACAACUAUGUGCGAGGCUAUAAUGGGUCUGGGCUUUCGACGCGGCUCCUACAAAUGUCUAUGCCGCAAGGGCUUUUAUUUUCCUGACGUUAUUGCGCAGAACAAGUUCUUCAAUGGCAGCCUGCUGGAGGAGGAAUACGAGAAGCUCAUGCUGGGCAAAAAUUCCACAUACAACAGCAACAACGAGUACGAAUGCCAGCCCUGUGCCGAGGGCUGUGACUCCUGUGAGGAUUCCUCGCCCUGCAUUGCGGCCCUCAAUUGGCCCAUGCGUACCAGCAUCCUGGCCCUUGCCUGCAUUGUCAUCGGUCUGUUGCCGCCAGCCGCUUGGUUUACAUUUCGCUAUCAACAAGUCAAGGUUGUGCGAGCCGCCAGUCCAGCGCUUUUAAGGGUCAUUGCAUUGGGUGCCUUCUUUAUCUACUGCACGAACAUUGUGAUGUAUCCGAAUCCGAACCUCUACACCUGCACCGCACGCAUUUGGCUACGUGAAAUUGGCUUCUCACUGACCUACGGUGCACUGAUGCUAAAGACCUGGCGCAUUUCGGUUAUAUUUCGUGUACGCUCGGCGAAGGCUGUGAAAAUUACAGAUGCCGCGCUCCUGAAGCGCUUGGGCAUCAUCUGUGGUGCAAUUGGUACCUGCCUGCUGGUGCGCACUUUGGUAUCGCCGCCGGAUGUGGUGGUGGGACGCACUGCCGAUGACCUUAAAGCGUUUCUAUGCAAAACCGAUUGGUGGGACUACACAUUCACCUCCAUGGAGGUCUUAUUUUUGGCCUGGGGCGUACGUCUCUGCAUCAUGGUGAGGAAAGCGCCCUCGGAGUUUAACGAAAGUCGCUUCAUAUCAAUGGCCAUAUAUAACGAAUUUUUGCUUACCUGCUUCCUAAAUGUGUCCAUGUUAUUCCUGCAAUCGCCUGCCAAUCCAGACUUGCUUUACAUCAUCUUCUUCUGCCACACCCAGCUGACUGUGACGCUGUUGCUGGCGCUUAUCUUUGGCAGCAAGGUGUACAUUGUGCUGCGCAGCGGUAAAUCACAUCAGGAGAACAUUGGGCUGGGAGCGAAGGCGUCGGGUGCUAAAUUCAAUUUUCGUCCACAGGUGCGCACCUUUGCGCAUCCCAGUUCGAUGACCACCUCGACGGCGCCCAUAGCGGGCAACACCUCGGCGGAGAACAAGCUGUCGGAUCAGGAGGCGCUGGAGGAGAUACGUCAGCUGAGCGUGCAGCUGCAGCGCAUACAGGAGAUGGCGCCGCCCAAGGGCGUGGCCGUCAUGACUAUAUCGAGUCUGCUGGAUGGUCUAAAGACGCCGGGCGGGCUUAUGGUGGUUGCCGCUGGGGCGCCGCAUGCGUCGAGCACUGCAACGUCGCAGCGGCAGAGCGCGCUGCCGCUGCUGGCGCUCAAUGCAGAGAUGCAAAAGUAUACGCAACAGCUGCAGCAAAACAACAACGCCAACGGCAAUGGACGCGCCAGCGCCGCAGCGCGUGGCAGCAUACCCACCAUGGUGCUGGAGACGCCGCCCUCAACCGGCACGCCCACGCCCACAGCAGCGCAGUACGAGGAGCGUGCGAUGAACACCGAGCUUAGUGGCGAUGAUUUUCGCCAGCAGCUGCUGCGCUACAGCGCCGACGGUCACAUCAUCUGCAGUCGCUGCCUGGACGCGUCCAAGGAGCAUUACUACUGCUGUGCGCCGCGCAACGCCUGCGAGCAGUUGGGUUCGCCACAACACGAGGGCAGCCUGAGCUUUGCCAACAUUAAGCUCGACUGCAUGUGCUCGCAAGCGGAUGAUUUGGAUCAGCAGCAGCAACAGCAGCAGCAGCGACGUCGUCCUGCAGUACGCAGCGCUGCUACCAAUACGCCGCCCACUAGCUGCAAGCGCGGGCCGCGCAAUCUACUCGAAGCCGAGAUUAGCAUUUCGUAUCAAAUUUGUGAUAACUGUAGAAAUAAGUCUAAGCUUAGUGAGCAGCCGCUGCCAGCGCGUCGACGCAGCGGCAGCUGCACACAAGCAGCGCCGCCACCGCCGCUGUCCAGUCAAGCGCGCAGCAGCGAGCAGCUGCUGGAACGUGCCAGCGUAAGCUGCAACAAAGUGGCGCGCUCCAGCGACGACAUUGCGCUCUAUACGAGUCGCUGCCUCGAGCCGUCCACUGAGGCGUCCACUGAGGCGUCCACUGAGGCGUGCGCGGAGGCGGCGGCGCCUUCGCUGAGCAAUGUCUCAAAUGCAUCGAACAACUCGACUAGCCAAACGGACAAGUCGAAUGGCACGCGACCCAAGCGACCCGACAAGCUAGUGCUGGAUCUGAACGAUCGCUCCAAGUAUACCAAGGAGGUUUCUGUCUAGACAGUGCAACACUUUUGUUUCCCCCACAAAAAAGACU